Molecule: messenger RNA, 1564 nt
Organism: Oryzias latipes (Japanese medaka)
Lineage: Eukaryota; Metazoa; Chordata; Actinopteri; Beloniformes; Adrianichthyidae
Product: putative methyltransferase YdaC
Biological process (GO): sterol biosynthetic process
Cellular component (GO): endoplasmic reticulum
Molecular function (GO): sterol 24-C-methyltransferase activity
Source: RefSeq, a predicted model, not a curated record
GGGGGAUAAACUCUGAUUUGAAUUUUAACAGAGUGUUAAAUAAUUUAACGUGAAGAGGGGCAAGAGAAAACACGAGUGCAGGAAAUGAGUAAAUAGAAAACUGAGUGCGGAAAGUGAUGUGGGCUGAAAAAUUGGGGAAACAGCUAGGCAACCCCACUCAGUCAAUUGCAGGAUGGCUGGUCAGCAAGUUGUUUAAGGUUCGCAAUAAGGUCCUUGAGGCGAAUGCUGUGCAGCUGUGUGGGAUCCAGCCAGGGGACACCGUGCUCGAGCUGGGUCAUGGUCCAGGACUUGGUCUGGAAUCGGCAGUUAAACUGCUCACCGGUCCUACGGGUCACCUUAUCGGAGUGGAUUACUCUGAGUACAUGCAUCAGAUGGCAAAGGAACGGAUGAAGGAUUUUCUCGCCACUGGGAAAGUUACCUUACACCUCUGUGAUGUAGCUGCGAUGCCUGUCGCAGUCAGCAGUGUGGAUAAAGUUUUUCACUGUAACUGCUACUACUUUUGGCCAGACCAGAAAAAGGCAGCUCUAGAAAUCCACCGCGUUAUGAAGCCUGGAGGCCUGAUGGUGAGCACACUGAGGCUAGCACAUGUGGCUGUUUUGGGAGCCAAAGGUGUGAUGCCAGGAGAGAAUUGGCGCCCAGAGGGCUACAUGACAGUUCUGAGAGACUGUGGCUUCACCGAUGUCAGAAUGGAAGACAAACAACACCAUGAUUUAACAUUUCAAGCUAUUUUUGCUAUUGCGUCCAAAUGAUCAUGUGUGUAUUUGUCUCACACGUGCAACCAAAAGAUUGCCAAUGAUGUGCCUGCAACUGAACAUUAGCUUUACAGUAAACCAUUUUGUGCUAUUUGGUUGUUGCUCAGGCAUUCCACAGCACAGUGUUAAGUAAUUAAUGCGUUAAUUUAAAAAUUGAAGCUUUGUUUUUUGCUGGUAGAGUUAUGCCAGAUAUAUAAAAAUAUGUAUUUUAAAAGUAUCAUAUUUUGAUCUAAGCUCUUUUAGUGUAAAUAUAAAUUGCUUCUUUGGGAUUGAUAAUGAUGUUGAUUAUGAUAUUGAAAUGUCUUUUCUUGCUUAAAUAUGGCAAAUUCAGUACUACUUUUUGAGUAUUCAUGACAUACUACAGUAUUAACCAGUUGCAUUAAAUAUAUGGUCAAUAAUAGAAAGAAACAGGAGACAGGGCUGGUUGUCACAUUUCUUUCAUGAUGACCAUUAAAAUAAAAACAACACUAAAGAUAAAAUUAGUUGGAUCUAAAAAAUAUACAUGUUCAAAAUAUCUGCUCUAAUCAUUUGGUAAGAAAUAAUUUAUGUUGCAAAAACGAGGAGGAAGUUUAAUCAAAUGGUAGACAUCAAUAUCACAGCACCUGAGUGACAACUUGCUCCAUUUUCUAUGAAUGAAGCAAUUUGUUUAACUGAGAAUGUUUGUUUGUAUGUUUCAUUCAAGAAAUGGGAUUAUCAGAGUAUUUUCUUUCAUAUUUUCAAACACUACAAAAUACAUAAUGAUGUGUGUAAUUAAAAACAUUCAAAAAUAAACAUGUUCUCACAUUUCAAAUCAGAGCGCAUUUAGACAGGAA